AUGCAAUCGGCCCACCUCCUUCUUAGUCGAUUUUGGAACCGUCAUCUUCCAAUACAAGGCAUGGCAGGGCGAAAUAAAUACACAGGGACUACCGAAGAGGAUGCAAAGUUGAUUGAAGCAUUGUUGGAGUUACAUGUAUCCGGAAAUUAUGGUGGUGCCGACAACGGAUUCAAACCCGAUUAUUUGAAGGCCAGUCAUAAAGGUGCUGUAUGUUUUUGCGAUAAACCAUUUCUACAAUUCGAUAACCUAUGUAAAAUCUUCAGUAAGGAUAGAGCUACUGGUCAUGGAGCUACUGAUCUUGGAGAAGAUGUGACUGAAGAGACACAAAGAAACUCACCUGUUGAUGUGGAAGGGUUGGAAGAUAUUGUUGAAGAGACACAACAAAUUGCUCGUGGCAAUAGUAAAUGCAAAAGGCCUCUAACGGAUGACACCGAAAGCUCUUAUAAGGAAGCUGCGAAAGAAAUGAAAUAG
Lactuca virosa is the source of this 471-nucleotide messenger RNA. NCBI's taxonomy places the organism in Eukaryota, Viridiplantae, Streptophyta, Magnoliopsida, Asterales, Asteraceae. The record is from the annotation of a GenBank genome assembly.